AAAGUGCGCCAACUCCAUACAUUUUGGCUCCAAAAUCCAUUCAAACAAGCAAAAAAAGUGCGCCAAUUCUUCGAAAAUCGAAAUCACAAUACAAAGGGGCAAAUUCAGUUUCUGGGGUUCAAUUUCUGCUUUCAUUUUCAAACCCUAGAAAUAACAACAACCCCCCAAAAAAAAAAAACCCAACUCUGAGAGUAAAGAAGAAACCAGAGAGUAAAGAAGAAAGAAAUCGGUUCUAAUGGCGAAAGGUCCCUCAAACAACCCCUACGAAGAGGCACGGAAACAACGAUUAGAAGAAAAUAUGAGAAGAUUUCAGGAAUUGGGCGUUGCAAAGUUUGUCAACAGUCUAAAAGAAGAGGUUAUCAAAAUCAAAAACAAGUCUCUGCCGAAACAUCAAGUAAAAGUGAAGAGAACAACUAUAAACCCUCCUGGUCCAUUGAGACGCUCUACACGUCCCCGGGCUGAAGCUUCCUAUGUGGAAGAGUUUGUUCCCGACAGUCCCCGGCGUAAAAGGUUGAGAUCAAGUUCAUCAACAAGCUAUAUAUCAAGAAGAAUCGCUACUAAAAUGCAACGAUCUUAUCCUCUAAAGCGUGCAAAGAGAUUUGAAAGUCGUUUGUCGUCUGGACACCCAUCUUGUGUCAAAUCACUGCGCAGUUCACAUGUAUCCGGCAAUUUUGUGCUGCUAAGCUAGCAAGAUAUAUGAAACUUUGAUUCUCCAUAUUCUCAUUUUUUGUUUUGUCCACAGUCAAUGGGAAAGCUAAUAAUUUGAUAAUUGUCUCUUCCCAUCGUGUUAUUGUUAAGAAAAUGCCACAGGAAUUCUGUAACUAUCACAUUCCCAAGGAAAAACUGACAAUGGUGCUGGAAGAUGAGGAAGGCUCAAUCUAUGACACAAAAUACCUAGGGGAGUUCGCAGUUCUUUCUGGUGGGUGGAAACCAUUUGUUGAGGAUCAUGAGUUGGAUGAUGGGGAUGCUUUAGUAUUGGAGCUUGUUCAGCCUAGAAGAUUAAAGGUAUAUAUAUUUAGAGUGCCUAAUGGCGGUAGUGAAGCAAAAGUCCAUGAGAUAAAGGAAGCUAGAGAAAACGAAUCUGUCGAGAAAGUUCACAAUUUUGAUGAAGAUAUGGCUGAUGUGGAUUAUACUGAACAAAUUACCAUACCCACAAAGAGAAGAACCCAAAGAAAGCUGUAGAUUGUGAUGCAAAGACUAACAAAACCAGGUUGCUGAUCAAGACGACUAGUAUUUCAGUAGAAGAAGUCAGAUGAACAAAUUUAAUUAGAAAUUUUUGUGGCGAGAUAUAAACUUUUUCUUGCUGGAAAGAUUUAUACUAUGUGCGUAGGUAUGAAUGUUCUCCUAGAAAUAAUGGUAAAUGCAACCAUUGGCAAUCGUUUUGCACCACAUUGGCUAGCUAAUGUAGCAGUAGAAUUGU
Papaver somniferum (opium poppy) is the source of this 1420-nucleotide messenger RNA. RefSeq names its product B3 domain-containing protein Os06g0194400-like. The record is from RefSeq and is a predicted model, not a curated record. The transcript is spliced from 6 exons. Lineage: Eukaryota; Viridiplantae; Streptophyta; Magnoliopsida; Ranunculales; Papaveraceae. Bases 236 to 688 code for a protein of 150 amino acids.